AUGGAUGUCUCUCAACACCCAGGCUCUACCGGUCAUAAUGACUCGGGUGGUACUUAUAAUGACAGAACGGACCUUGAAGAGUCGAUGCCCUCUAGUCUCCUUUCAUGCCUUGUUAUUCUCGAAGGCAUCCCCCUGAGCCGACACACCUCGAACAAUGUCUUCAAGUUCGGUAAACUCUCGACUGACCAACUUGAGCUCAAACUCAAGCUCAUUGCGCAUCCGUCCAUAUACCGCUUAAUCAAACUGAGUAUGUACCGCAAUGUUAAACUCGGAAAGAAUGAGAAGAAAACUCCCUGGGUUGCUGGGAUGGACUUUUACUUCCAAUCUAUCUCGCACGUGUCUUGCACAAGACUGUCACAGGAUGCUACCACGUCCUAUCUCAACCGAAGUUUCGACCCCUUUAAUCUCUACGAAAGUCCUCUAGAAGCGUCAUCGGGCUCACUUCGCCUAUCAUUUCGAUCCUCUGGAGCACUCUUGUAUUACGAAGAGGCUCGACUAGUAGACGAGACAGAAAGACAGCAAAUCCAACAGCUCCAGGAGUUUGCUGAUUCGAUCAGUACCGACACUCCUCGCGAGAUUACAUUCUUGGUUAGCGAAGACCGAGGUGCUGCCAGAGAGCAAUUUCCCGAUCCUCUGCAAGAGAUCGUCACAAUUCAGCCCAGCAACUACUUCGCGAAAGGAUCAAACCACCUCAAUAUCUUCAAAGCUAUCUCCCUAGUUUCGGGCAUAGUAUCAGAUCCGCUCGCUCGCUGGUUUGCCCGUUCUCCGGAGAAAGAGCUUAUAAACAUCCGGAAUAUCCUCGAGGCAGGUGAAGAAUAUGCCCCCAAUGGCAUCCGAAAUGUCGUAAGACCCCCUAUUCCAGUCAUAGGACACAUUACAAAAUUCUUCGACGACCGCCAGUUUAAGAUUGCCCAGGCCUACGGUACCGUCGACAAUGCAACUCGUGCUCAAAUUCUUAGCGAUAAGACGUCGCAAGAGUUUCAAUGUCACAUACUCGUUUUGCCAGAGAGCUUCAACGACCUAGGCAACCCUUCAACAGUUGCCGUCGUCGUCCGCGUACCUCCUGGCUCUACUUGCCUCCCAAGCUCAGCUACGGAAUGCGAAAUUCGGGUCCUAGGGAUCGAGCGCACCAAGAACCUACCAUACAACGUUGACAUAGCCAAAGAAUUGCCCGAAGUACUGGGCAGAAUGGCGAGUGAAUAUCUCGAAGAGCCGUGGGCAAUGAAUCCCGAAGACUUUGUCAAUUAUUGCAAUGUGAUCAACGAUGCAGGAUGGAUAGGCGCCAAGCUGGAAGAAAUUCUUUCAGGAUUCUUGGUGUCUGGGCGUAUGGUAAACGUCCCGGGUCUUAGAGAAUUCGUCGCGAAGCACAAGGACUAUUUUCGUAUGCCCCAAGUCAAGGACAAGACUCUAGAACGCAAGCUUGCAACGUGGAAUGCCAGAGCAACCGACACCAUCUUCCCUCUCCUUGGCAGUAGAUUCAGGGUCUUCCUCGCAAGGAUCCCGCUCGAGCCAACCUGUAAUGUUACGCUUAAGCUCGUCCCGAAGACGUUCGAGCAGGAGAUGGAAGCUCACGGGGAGAUUCAAUACCCCGCUUCCACACGACGCGGGAAUCUGGCGCCUAGUCCGUUAGCACUGGAUAUCUACAGAUGGUUGCCCAGCUUAGAAAGUCCCAAACGCGACUCUGUGGUCAACCACUUCGACAUAUUUCCAGGGAUGCUGCGUGCUCUGGACGGUACGGCGCCAGCCCACUUACAAUCGAUGUACGACGACUUUGACGAAUGUAAGAAGCAGUUGUUUAGCGAACAUAUGAAGCAUCUUCCCUGUGGGCUAGCAGUAAUUCCAGGGGUAGCCGCAUCUGGCAGGUCAACCUUCGUCAAGUUUUACACCCUGAUGCACCUAGCGGAGCAGUCUCCCCCUGGUUCCCGCAACCAAGUCUUGAUCUUAGCAGAGCAGCACCGGGUUCUCGACAAUUAUGAACUAAGCUUUAGGCGCUCCCUCGAGGAGUACAGGGCACCACCCCAUACAUUUCCCCGUAUAGAAAGGGUCUAUACAACGUCUACGGAUAUUAGAGUGGCGGUUGACACCCUGAGUCACCCAGCUUCCGGCCAGAUGCCUAACAAGCUCGAUACCAUAGACCAACAUCUCACCAAGUCAAUCUUGGAUGAAUUCCAUCAGCUUGCGGAGCAGGACUCGAAGAGAGGAGCCUCCAAGAAUUUUAAUUCUACUUUGCUAUACGUCCAGAACCGCUCAGAGGAAUACAGUCUGUUCAAUCCCUCGGACAGACGUGUUGACGAGCCAGUCAAUAGUAUCUACAAGGCCAAGCUGCGAGAAGCCGAUAUCGUCCUGGCCACUCCCCAUACUGCCCGCGGUAUCCUUUUCAGACGGGAAUUUCAUCCGACCCUAGUCAUCAUGGACGAGAAUACGCGCACGAGAGAGCUGACGACGAUCAUGGCCAUCUCCUCAUUCCCCUCAGCAAAACUAUUCAUGCUACUCGGCGACCCUCAGCAGCUUCUCCCGGCAACGAACUACCGUUCGGACGCGCCCCAAGCUUUCGACAAGCAAAUCGGCCUAUCGUGCUUGGACAGGAUCAAGCGCGGCGGCGCCGCUCUCCCCGGACUGCUCUAUAACCACCGUCAACACGGAGACUUGCAGAAGAACCCAAGUGACUGGUUUUACGAAAGUCUGAUGAAGUCCGGCGUCGAGGGUCAUUUCCCACCGCCUGUCGAAGUCGUUCAAAGCAUGAUCGCCGAGUUAACCGGCCUCCGCAAGAGCGUCCGUGUCAUCGUCGACGUUACCAACUCUAACGAGCAGAGUGUAGACACGUCAUUCAAGAACGACUAUCAUAUCUAUUAUGUACUCAAAAUUCUCGAACUAUUCCUUAACAACCCUGCCUUUACAUCGGUAGACGGCAAACGACCCGGAACCAUCGCCGUUAUAUCUUACUACAAGGCCCAAGCCGCCGAGAUAGAUCUCGUUCUCCGUCGUCGAGAAGUGCUAGAGUCUCGCCUUUACGUCACUGCUGAGAUUAUAGCCAAGAGAGUCCGCGUUGGCACAGUAGACCGCUUCCACGGCGAAGGAGCAGACCUGGUGAUAAUCGAUUACACGCGUACCGAACGCCCAGGCUUUACCGGAGACAGACAUCUCAACGCGACUGCGCAUACACGCAGUAUUCAAGGGGAGAUCAUACUGAUGAACCAAUCAAGUUUCGCAAGUCAGAAAAACAGCGCCAGGAAUUCGCUAACGAAGAAUAUUCACAAGAUGUAUAGCCAUCUCGAGAACGAACGCUGCGUCUUGAAGAUAGUCUUCUGCGACCGCUGCCUUGGUUGGGGCCACGAAGGUAGACAUUGCGACGAAAGGGUGAGGUGUAGCAGGUGCUUUGAGAUUGACCACCUCAUGUCGUCGUGCCUCGAGGUCAGGUGCCUACAGUGCGGCGAGCUAGGACAUCUCCUUAUAGACUGCGAUAACCUUGAACCAGCCAAGGCCUGCUCCCGCUGCGGAGGGGACCAUCUUCAGGUAAACUGCACCGAGAGCCCGGAAGUCUACUGCACCGACUGCAACAACCCAGGACACUUCCCCGGAAGGGACCUUUGCCGAACCACCCGGCGACUUUCACAGCAGCAGCAAGACGUGUCGUGGGGUGAUUAUACAGAGAAUGAUCAUGAGUGGGAUUCGGAAGAAUGGUAG
This is a messenger RNA of Daldinia loculata, 3684 nucleotides long. RefSeq names its product AAA domain-containing protein. Gene Ontology annotation, molecular function: helicase activity; transcription termination site sequence-specific DNA binding; zinc ion binding. Gene Ontology annotation, biological process: termination of RNA polymerase II transcription. The transcript has 3 exons. Lineage: Eukaryota; Fungi; Ascomycota; Sordariomycetes; Xylariales; Hypoxylaceae. The coding region runs from base 1 to 3684 and encodes 1227 amino acids. Gene Ontology annotation, cellular component: nuclear body. The record is from RefSeq and is a predicted model, not a curated record.